Messenger RNA from Coccidioides immitis RS, 1178 nucleotides. Its product is annotated as alpha/beta hydrolase. The transcript is spliced from 6 exons. The coding region runs from base 41 to 976 and encodes 311 amino acids. Gene Ontology annotation, cellular component: mitochondrion. The record is from RefSeq and is a predicted model, not a curated record. Lineage: Eukaryota; Fungi; Ascomycota; Eurotiomycetes; Onygenales; Onygenaceae.
CAAGAUCCUCCAAAAGUCCGAUGAAUUCUGAACAACACUCAUGCAAUCUGCUUCAUUCUUCAUGAUGAGGCCCUUAAUCCUCAGGCCCUGUCGCUCGGUCUCUCUUCGGCUAUGUCGUGCGUUUUCCUCGUCGCGAGGAAAUUCUCAGCUCCAAUUGGCGUAUAACCUCCACCGUGCGCGAGAUUCUCAGAAUGCGACUUCGGCGCCCAAGAAAACCCCGAUUGUUUUUAUGCACGGCCUAUUCGGCUCGAAGCAGAAUAAUCGGAGCGUGAGUAAGGCACUUGCCGAUAAGUUGAAUACAGAUAUUUACGCAAUUGAUCUCCGAAACCAUGGCGAUUCCCCCCAUCACCCAGAGCAUAACUACUCAGUUAUGGCGAACGACGUCGAGGAGUUCAUUCACGAAAAUGACCUGGAAAAGCCAGUAUUGAUUGGACACUCAAUGGGUGCAAAAACUGCCAUGACAAUCGCCUUGCGCCAUCCAAACCUUGUUGGCGGAGUGAUUUCCGUUGACAACGCGCCAGUGCGUGCGCCUUUGAGUAAAGAUUUUGCCAAAUAUAUCCGGGCAAUGAAAGAGAUCGAAGCUGCGAAGGUCACGAAGCAGAAGGACGCGGAUGCUAUUUUACAGCCUUACGAGGACUCGAUAGCAAUUCGCAGUUUCCUCCUUACCAACCUCAUCCGAUGCAAGGAGACUAACACCCUCAAGUUCCGUAUACCUAUUCAUAUUCUAGGCGACAAGCUCGAUAACAUGGCGGAUUUCCCAUUCACUCCGGAGGAAAGUCCGGCUAAAUUUGAAGGUCCGGCGCUUUUCAUUCGAGGAACGAAGAGUCACUAUGUCAAGGAUUCAUCACUGAGUGUGAUCAAACUUUUAUUCCCGGCAUUCAGGCUUCAGGAUAUUGAUGCUGGGCAUUGGGUAAUUUCCGAAAAACCUCAUGAGUUUCAAGAAUCCGUUGUCGAAUUCUUCCAAAGGUUACCCUGAGUUUCGAUUCGAGCGCACGAUUGAUUAUACCUCCUUCGUACUCCGCAUAGAGCUAGAAGUGAUAGAUCCUUGGAUUCAUGAUUUGGUACCCUUGUACUAAUUAUAGACUUAUAUAGAAUAUGCCUUAGCAGUUUUACAUUUGAACGACAGUGGCUUUUCCAAUAGAUGUCAAGUUGAGAGCAAUCUAAAUUGUUGAAAAGCA